Molecule: messenger RNA, 486 nt
Organism: Xenopus tropicalis (tropical clawed frog)
Lineage: Eukaryota; Metazoa; Chordata; Amphibia; Anura; Pipidae
Gene: timm8b
Product: translocase of inner mitochondrial membrane 8 homolog B
Cellular component (GO): mitochondrial inner membrane; mitochondrial envelope
Source: RefSeq, marked provisional
CAGCAUGUCUGACUUUGAUUCGAACCUGGAUUUGUCUGGGACUGGAGCGAGUCCCGCCGAGGCUGCAGAACUGCAGAGGAUGAUCGCGGUGGAACAGCAGAAAGCCCAGUUCACUGCACAGGUGCAUAAUUUUAUGGAUGUGUGCUGGGACAAAUGCAUGGACAGACCUGGAAACAAGCUGGAUUCGCGGACUGAGAACUGCUUAGUCAGCUGUGUAGACCGAUUCAUAGAUACGACCUUGUCUGUCACCAAUCGGUUUGCUCAGAUUGUACAGAAGGGGGCACAUUAACAUAUGUUCAGCUCAAGGACUUUUCUCUGUAGUUCUUAUCCUGGAUGCUGGAAUUCCACUUCCUGGUUUAAAGAAGAUUAACUUGACACAAGAGGAUGAAUAAACUCCAAUCAAGGAUACCCGUGGGGCAGAUUUACUAAAACGCUUAAAUUUUCUCAUUUUCUUAUUAAAAAUUAGAAUAAACUCAUUUCCAUGAA